Betta splendens (Siamese fighting fish) is the source of this 3682-nucleotide messenger RNA. It is a transcript of the gene slc71a2b, whose product is annotated as major facilitator superfamily domain containing 14Bb. The coding region runs from base 125 to 1525 and encodes 466 amino acids. Gene Ontology annotation, molecular function: transmembrane transporter activity. Gene Ontology annotation, biological process: transmembrane transport. NCBI's taxonomy places the organism in Eukaryota, Metazoa, Chordata, Actinopteri, Anabantiformes, Osphronemidae. Gene Ontology annotation, cellular component: membrane. The record is from RefSeq and is a predicted model, not a curated record. The transcript is spliced from 12 exons.
GUCCUAAUCCACAUAGCGGGGCAACCUGGAAGAGACGAAGACACUCGAGGAGGAUGUCGAGCAACACGAGCUUGAUGUGGAAAUAGUUACAGCAAGAUGUGAGAAAACCGAGGCCAGCGACAUCAUGUUGGUCCGGAACUCGCACGGCCGAAGCCGGGCCAGAGUGAUUCAUGCGGUGGUGGUGAUCUUCCUGGAGUUCUUCGCCUGGGGGCUACUUACCACUCCCAUGCUGACUGUUCUGCAUGAGACAUUUCCUCAGCACACGUUCCUGAUGAACGGCCUGGUUCAGGGUGUGAAGGGCCUCCUGUCAUUUUUGUCUGCUCCUCUGAUUGGUGCUCUGUCCGACAUCUGGGGCAGGAAGUCCUUCCUCCUCAUGACAGUCUUCUUCACCUGUGCACCUAUCCCCUUCAUGAGGAUCAGCCCCUGGUGGUAUUUUGCCCUGAUCUCUGUCUCUGGGGUCUUUGCCGUGACCUUCUCUGUGGUUUUCGCCUAUGUUGCUGACAUUACAGAGGAGCAUGAGAGGAGCACUGCCUACGGAGUGGUCUCUGCGACGUUUGCAGCCAGUUUGGUGACGAGUCCAGCUAUCGGGGUCUACCUCUCAGAAAAGUACGGAGACAGCCUGGUGGUUCUGGUUGCCACGGUGAUAGCCGUGGCCGACAUCGCCUUUGUGUUCUUUGUGGUCCCGGAGUCGCUGCCAGACAAGAUGAAGCUGACCUCCUGGGGCUUCCCCAUCACCUGGGAGCAGGCCGACCCCUUCGCUUCUCUGCGUCGAGUGGGAAAAGACACCACAGUGCUGCUGAUCUGUGUCACCGUGUUCCUGUCCUACCUGCCCGAGGCUGGACAGUACUCCAGCUUCUUCCUCUACCUGAGACAGGUGAUUGAGUUUUCCCCUGCAGCCAUUGUCGGCUUCAUCGCCAUGGUGGGAAUCCUGUCCAUAGUGGCUCAGACUCUGUUCCUCAGUGUGUUAAUGAGGUCCAUUGGUAACAAGAACACACUUCUUCUGGGUCUGGGCUUCCAGCUGUUCCAGCUGGCCUGGUACGGCUUCGGCUCGGAGCCGUGGAUGAUGUGGGCGGCAGGAACAGUAGCAGCCAUGUCCUCUAUUACUUUCCCAGCAGUCUCUGCUUUGGUCUCCCACAAUGCAUUACCGGACCAACAGGGUGUGGUUCAGGGCAUUAUCACGGGCAUCAGAGGUCUGUGUAACGGCUUGGGUCCGGCUCUUUAUGGCUUCAUCUUCUUCCUCUUCAACGUGGAGCUGAACGACAUUCAGCCAGUGGCAGGAAAACCGGGCACUGAGAAGUCAGGCAUUCCGGGGCCUCCCUUCCUAUUCGGGGCGUGCACCGUCGUGUUGGCUCUGAUCGUGGCCGUCUUCAUCCCCACCCACCACCAACUGUCUGAGAUCAAGACCUGUUCUACCCUCAAGUCCAGCAGCCGCUCCUCAGCUCAUGCUCAGAGGUCUGGCUCUCUGACCAAUCCCUCCAGCGACGCUGGGGACAUUGAGCCGCUGCUACAGGACAGCAGCUUGUGACUGACAGCCCAACAACUCACAGCACAGAAGUCCAACAUCCCGCCUCCUUCAACCUUGAAUCGUUUCUUUUUCAUAGAUUUUCUGCACAGAUGUCAGCUUAGUUCAAAACAUGAACUCAGCUUUACACUUAAAAAUGAAGCUAAAGGUCAAAGUACAUCAGGCGCCAUCAUCGUUGCAGCUGUUCAGUAAGGUAUUAAACAUAUUCUGAAUACUUCUGCGCCUGGUAUCCCCUCGCUUAGUUCAUCUGGGCUUGUCCAACCUAAGGGCUUGAAACCUCAUGGCUCUGAAACCUGAGACCCGGGAGCCAAGUUCACAAGUACACAGACCUUAGCUGACCUGUAGGGGGCGCUAGGGUUCGUGUCUAACGUGAACCAUUUAAACUCUGGUUCUCUGCUCCCUCUCUUACCGUAGAAACUGCCUCCACAUAUCAUUUUGCUUGGGAGCUUGGCUCGAAAUCUAGACCUGCAGUGAAGUCCCGCGCUAAGUUUGAAGUGGUUAAGUCUGGCUGGUGAUUUGAUAGUAUUUGUCCAGGCUGUAGGUAGAGUAAAGUGUCUCCCUCCAACCUGAGGCUGAUCAUGGUUUGAGUCAAGUCCGCUAGAGUCUGAGGAAGCUGUUCAGGUCAUGAGGAGUUUCCUCCUGUGUCCUCUUUAGGCUUCCACUGUCUGCCACUGCAGUGUCUCAUGUUCCUGCUUUGCUUUAGUUUGUAUUAAACCGCUUUGUCGGAAUCAGCAGGUUGACUGAACCAGACUGUGCCAUAUUCCGUAGUUUGUUUUUUUUACAUUUGACUUAAAUGUUCACCUGAUGUGUUUGAGCUCAAACCUUCACAUUCCAUAACAGGCACCAUGGAAUCUGCUCAAGUCGGAUCGUUCAGGAGCAUCUUUCACUUAUUACAUUAAUGUGGUCACAGCUCUAGAAAACGACUGAUCAUGUGUAGCAUUAUGUUCCAGCCACAUCAUCAGCGAUCUGGUCAGAUCGUGGCCUUUUCACAUCAAUGCUCCUCAUUGCUUUCGCUCAGUUCCUGACGAUGUCAAAGACGGACCAACAGUAUAUUUUUUUACCCAGCAGAUUUGUAAGUGAAUGCUCCUGAAUGCAUCACAGCAUCAUGUUUUUGACCUGUUUCUCUGACCCAGAUUUUUGCUACUACUGCGUUCAUGUCUCAUUUAGAGGUUUCUCCUCUUUCAAAUAAUAGUCAUGUAAUUCUCUCAGAUUUUAAUGCUCUUAAUCCAGAUUCAGUUGAAGAUAGAACCAGCAAAGUUACAGAAAACUGCUGAUGAGAGCUGUCAAGUGAGUCAGAGGAAGAGCAGUAAAUGAACUGAUGGUGACGUGUUAUGUAGUUCAUCCAAUGGUCUUCAACCCCCACGUGCACUUUAAUGUCACUCAACAUGUGCCUCAGAUCAUCAUGUUCGUAUAGUUUUUUUUUUUGUUUGUUUUUUUUAUACUAAAAGAUGAUGUGUUGUGUGUUGCUUUUAUUUCCAGGACAUAAUUUUAAAUAUCUUACAAAUAAAAAUGUAUGAAAUGGCAAAUCAUUUGAAUGUCACACUUUUUAAACUUAUUUCGCGUCUCGCCACCAGCUUGACGCAACUUUCUGUCACAGUCUCUGAUCCUGUUCCUUGUUUUAUUUUGAGUUCCUUACGUUCGGUAGUGUCUGGUUCUAGUCCCUGGUUUUAUUUUGAAGUCCUUCCUGUCGAUCAUGUUUUGGUUCUGAUCUCCGCCAUUAUUUUGAAAGGACUUCCUGUUCAUGUCACGUCACAGCUGUUCCCAGUUUCUACCGGUCAUUAGCCACACCUGCAUGUCAUCAUUAAUCAGUUCAGUGUAUUUAAGCACCACCUCUCACCCUAGCACUUCGCCAGAUUGUUAGCUCGUGUUGCGUGUUAUUCACCACUUUCCAACGUUCAGUAACCUAGCCCAGUCGUGUAUCUUGUUUUGAACUCCGAGCCUGUCUAGUCCCUGCCUGCCUUGGUUUUCUGAUCCUGCCUGAUGCUGACCUCGCCUGCCUGCCUGACCACGGAACGGUAUAAUAAAUCAGCCUCUCGUGUACGAACCUUGCCUGUCCCUGACACCGAGCCCGCCUGAUCUUGUAUUUCACGCAUUGACUUCCCGUGUAUGACCCUGCCUGACCUGGACCCUGUAAUCUGGAAUAAACUCUCAUUUAUCAUA